CCGAUAUCGCCCGUCCGCUAGCCGCUAAGCUAUUAGCUGGUUGUUUUAGUCACGCAUAACUUUGGCAUUGUAGAUAGUUAAUAACGGUCUUACAAAGGUUGUAUUAGUGACAAUGGAGGACGACAGCUACCCCAAAACCCUGUAUGUUGGUAACCUCUCUAAAGAUGUGACAGAAGUUUUGAUUCUGGAGCUAUUUUCCCAGAUAGGUACUUGUAAAAGUUGCAAAAUGAUCACUGAGCAUACGAGCAAUGACCCAUAUUGCUUUGUGGAGUUUUUCGAGCACAGAAAUGCUGCUGCAGCCCUAGCAGCCAUGAAUGGAAGGAAGAUAUUGGGAAAGGAGGUUAAAGUGAAUUGGGCCACCACUCCAAGUACCCAAAAGAAAGACACGUCCAAUCACUUUCAUGUUUUUGUGGGUGAUUUGAGCCCUGAGAUUACAACAGAUGAUGUCAAAGCUGCUUUUACACCUUUCGGGAAAAUCUCUGAUGCGCGUGUUGUGAAGGACAUGACGACAGGCAAAUCAAAGGGGUAUGGAUUUGUGUCCUUCUACAACAAACUGGAUGCAGAAAACGCCAUCGGUCAAAUGGGAGGGCAGUGGCUCGGAGGGCGCCAGAUCAGAACCAACUGGGCAACGCGCAAGCCACCAGCCCCCAAGAGCAUCCCAGACAACGGGUCGAAGCAGCUGAGGUUCGAGGAUGUUAUGAGCCAGUCCAGCCCACAGAACUGCACUGUGUACUGUGGAGGCAUCCAGUCAGGGCUCACAGAGCACCUCAUGCGACAGACCUUCUCACCAUUCGGGCAAAUCAUGGAGAUCAGAGUCUUUCCUGAGAAAGGAUAUUCUUUCAUUAGGUUCUCCUCUCAUGAGAGCGCCGCCCAUGCCAUUGUCUCGGUGAACUGCACUACCAUCGAGGGACAUCUCGUGAAAUGCUACUGGGGCAAGGAGUCCCCCGAUAUGGCCAAAAGUCCACAACAGGUGGAGUUUGGCCAGUGGGGGCAGUGGAACCAGCUGUAUGGAAGCCCACAGCAGCCCCAGCAGCAACAGCAGCAGCAACAUCAACAGCAUCAUCAACAGCAUCAUCAACAGCAGCAGCAGCAGCAGCAGCAGCAGCAGCAGCAGCAGCAGCAGCAGCAGUAUGGACAGUACACAUCCAACGGAUGGCCGGUCCCCUCCUACGGCAUGUACGGCCAGACGUGGAACCAGCAAGGCUUCGGAGUGGAGCAGGCCCUGUCCCCGGCCUGGGUGGGAGGUUUCGGCUCGGCCCCGUCCCAGGGCCAGCCGGGCCCAGCGGACCUGGCCAACCUGGCCAACUUCAGCAUGGCGGGCUACCAGACGCAGUGAGCUCCCCCCCCCCCCCCCCCCCCACCACCACACCGUCCACGCUCUGAGGGGAACCUCCUGACACUGGUGCUAUAGGGACGACGUUUAGGGAGCCCUAGUCUCAAAGGCUUUAGAGUAAUGUUUGUUGUUACCGUAAAACAGCAGAUCAGGAGUUAAUUUGCUUUAUAAUAAGAAUCCACCCGAACACACACGCAUACAUGGUAUCGCUGUACAAAACGACAACACAAGAAGCCACCUCCCGGUUAUUUAAGGUGUACAUUGCGUAAUCAUUUUCUCCAUGCUUUUUAAGAUUAUCUCUUGGUUACAUUUUGGUUAAAAAUUCUUCAAUGCCUCUAAACCAACAAGAUACAUUUGGGCUUUGACAAUCGCUUAGCGGGGAUUUCAGAUAAGGAUUAAUUACACUUUAAAACACCCGUAGUUUCAGGUCAUUUAUAUAUAAAUAUAUAUUGUGUAAUAAUUAAGUGUUCGAAUAUUCAACGCUUUUUUUUUUACCCGAUAUGAUAUGAAGGCUUAAAUGUGGAAACACCUUUUAAUGUUGGCACUUGGUCCAGGGACAGACAACCAGAUGAUCUGUGUUCAGUCAAAGAGGAGCCAUAAAAGAAGAAAGGAAAUUCAACAACGCAGGUUUAAACACAAUAUACCUACCUGCAUGUUCAAAUUCCAAAAUUUGUUUAUUCAAUUUUAGAUUUUGCCUCUAUCUCAUAGGUCAUGGCCAGAAUAUGUGAGGUGUAUGCAUACUAUGUAAAUAGCUUAAACUCCCAUCUGUUUUUCUCCCAAACCAAAAACCUUUUGUACAGAUAAUGAUUUGAACUCUUUCUGGGAUUUGUCUCCCGUGUUUGUCCUUGGAUCUAAAAUGGUAGUUUAUUCCUGUGACAUUGAUUCCCUUCACAGAAAAUUGUAAAGGCUCCCUUUUUAAAUCUGUUUUUUUUAUACACACAGAAUAACUAAUUUCGAACAAUAAUCUGUAAACUAGCCAUUGUGAUUGAGGUCAUGAUUUAUCCCCUUUAUCAAUAUAAAGGAAAAAACGAUGCUUCAUAUCAAUUUGCUUGGUGUUUUACAUGAUUAUAAAAUGGUUCACGAAGGUAACUCUCCAGGACUAAAUCCAUAUUUUCUUUAAUUUAUUUUUUGAAUCAAUUUCUUCAAUGAUUCGACCUUAUGUCAUCCUUCAUUCAAAUUGAAUUCACAUUCAACCAUUGUUUAGCUGUUCAAACUUCCAGAAGCAUUUUAGACUGAAGCAUUUAUAAUAGCAGUUGGGAAUGCUAUAAUAAUUUGUUAUUUGUGUCCUAUCAUUUGAAUCUGUGUGCCAUUAUGUACAGUCUUAUAAAAGUAGCUCCUUUUGUGUUAAAAAGCAACAACUGAACAUGGUCAUGUGGAUUUGUAAAUAUAAACCCUUUAAAAAAGUGGACGAUUAUGUACAUAAUGUAGGUAAUCUAAUUUCCAUUCAUAGAAUUUAGCAAUAUAAUUUAUGGAUACGCCAUAAUUGCCAAUGUGUGAAAAUUGUAAUAAUUAGGUUCAUUGCAAUUUCAGGUGAAUUUCAAAUCGAAAGUUUCCCCAUUGUAGUUAUUUGUGCCAUUUUUAGAGAGUACAACGAAAUGGACAAUGUUUAUGUUGGAAUUGCAUGUUUGACAUGUAAUAUAUCUGAUGCUUAAAAAAUUGAAUGUAAUAGCAAGUUUAUUUGUGACAGUUGAAAUUCAAAUGCUGAAUUGGAUCGCACUACUGGAUAACUUGUAACAUUUCAUUCAAACAGAAGACACAAAUAACCCAUCCAAAAUAAAGGAACUUUUGAAACAUGUUAUUCAUGAACAUUUAUUCUAUUUAAUGCUUCACAUAUGAAUGUAAAAUACCACCAUCAAUCUAUUAAUUCACUUUAGAAUGUGUCUGUUCUCUUAUUGGGAAAAUAACACAUUUAUAUACAAUACAUAUACAGUCGAAAGAUUUUCGUGUAAUAAUUCAUACAAAUGUGCAAUUUUUAGAGGGUAAACAUUCAAGCUAUUGUAUUAUGAAUAUUGUGCUGAUUUGCCUCAGGCAAAAAAUAUACGUACCUGUAUGUUCAAAUUCAAGUAGUACAAAAUCGUAUGAAUUUAGAUUUUGGACAAAGUUUUCAAGUUAAUGCAAGACUAUCUCAUUACAAAUAGACAUUGCAUAAAUAGUCUAGUAUUUUGGCUAACUUAUCCACAUCCAAAUAUAAACAGUUAACCAUGCACUACAUACACAGAAUAAUAAACACAAUCGUAAGCAUUUAUAAAUCUUGUACAUUGAUUCAUGUGUUUUUAGCAAGUAUGUAUAAUAUACUCAGAGAUAGCUGUGCCACAGUGAAUUGACAAAGGCGAAUGUAGCAUUAACAUUGAUUACAUUAAUUUGUAAGAUAUCAAUUUGAGCUAAAGCUUCCCUAGCAUACAGUUAUUUAAUCUUUGUACUAGUGUGGAAAUAGCAAGAUAAUAAUCAAACAUAUUGAAUAUUGUAAAGACAGCAAAAGCAAUCCAAGCUAACCACAUAAUAAUAUUGUUUUAAAUCUACCUCACUGCAUUAAUAUAUAACCUAUAACCUAAAAUGCCUACAUGCACAUAAUGCUUGCUUGUAAUUUGUGGAAGGCUAUUUAAGUAUUUUAUAGAAGAAUAUUGAUUUAUGCUAUUGAAUAUGGUUCUUAAAAUAAUGCACUCGAUUUCCUUUUAGUAUUGAUUGGACUACUGUUCAAUUGUGUUCCUGCUCC
Molecule: messenger RNA, 4046 nt
Organism: Gadus chalcogrammus (walleye pollock)
Lineage: Eukaryota; Metazoa; Chordata; Actinopteri; Gadiformes; Gadidae
Gene: tial1
Product: TIA1 cytotoxic granule-associated RNA binding protein-like 1
Exons: 12
Coding region: 113-1336 (407 amino acids)
Molecular function (GO): mRNA binding; DNA binding
Source: RefSeq, a predicted model, not a curated record